This is a messenger RNA of Schistosoma bovis, 2372 nucleotides long. The record is from the annotation of a GenBank genome assembly. Lineage: Eukaryota; Metazoa; Platyhelminthes; Trematoda; Strigeidida; Schistosomatidae.
UUUGUAAUAUCUCAAUGAGUAGAAAGUUAGAUUUUCUGAAGUUUCGUGACUUAGUGUUGUUCCUUUGUACUAUUUAAACUUGGAUUAAUUUUAAUUUGGUUAUUUAUUCCCUUAUAUUUUUGUUUCGAAGUGACAUGUUCCAACCUACUUCUAACUUUAUGAGCUGUCAUUAUCAUAAAUCUGCUUCAUUCUCGUUUUCUACUCACAUUUUGUAUUUAGGCAAUUACCUUUUACAUAUCUAUUUCAUAUAUGGGCUUAAAUAAUCAUCUUUUUUCAAAAUCUAACUUCUUAGUCGAUCACUAAAAUAGUAACAAUUUUAAAAAUUUUCUCUCCAUGGAAAUUAAAACGUAACGAAUACAACUGGACAUUUAAUUCUUGUUUAUUUGAUGAGAUAGAAAACAAAAGAUUUUUUAAAAAAAGAAAAGAAAAGCUCAAAUAGAAAAGUGAAUUCUCGAAACUUAGAAAAAUGACUAACAGUUUAUCAUGUUGACCAAUCAAAUCAAAUAAUAAAAUAAAUAGAAUUAAAAGGUUUGAAUAAUUUUUUUCUGGUUAGCAUUUUUUAGCGAGUUAAUUUUCUACGGGAUGGGGUCGCUAACCCCAUGCCCAACCGUCCUUCUUUAUCCGGGCUUGGGACCGGCAGUAGCCCCCUGAGGGACUCCAGGCAGAGUUAAAUACAAUUACAUCCUGAAAUUAAAUAGAAUUUAUUUAAAAACAAUGAUUGUUUAAAAAUAUUUACUGUAUACUUUUCAGUUUUAUAUAAGUUCUUUAAGAUUAUUAUCAACACUUACUCAUUUAUAGUGUUUCCUAUCGAUUUUUUUGUUUUGUAAUAAUUUGUGCAUCAAAACAGUUUUUUGAUGUUGACUAAAUUAACUUUUAUUAAAGUACAAUAAAUUAGUUAUAUGGAUAAAAAAGGACAUAAGUUUUAUAUAAGGUAUAAAGUACUUACAUGUCAACGGUUUAUUAAAGGAAUCAUUGACUAUAUAUAUACAUAUAUCAAGUGAUCCAACUACUACAACUUUGAGAUUCGUUGUCCAAUCAAACGUGUUUAUUGAUUUUUUUUGAACGAAUAAUUUAUCCAAUCAUAUUAAUUUAUCAAUUACCUUAGUAACUCAAAAUUUUGUUUUAAAAAAAGACAACAAUAAUUAGUUUUAAUUUUAUGUCUUCUAAAUCUAAACGUCAUUGUAAUAGUGUAUUAUGGUUUAUAACAUUAAUUAUUUUUGCUAUACCUAUAUCAUUAUGUUUAUCAUGGAUCUAUAUAUUAUUAAUUAUUUGUAAUCCAUGUUCAGAAAGAUUAACUGAAUGUACAGAAAGUUUAUUAAAAGUAAUACAAUGGCCAUGGACAUGUGCUCAAAAUAUGUUACGUGGUGAAUCAUAUUUAGAAUGUUGUUGUUGUUGUUGUUAAAUUAAUUUAAUUAUGUAAAAAAUAAUAAUUUUUAAUAUUUAUACAAAUUAAUUCAAUGAUAAUUUCAUUUCAUAUUACAUAAUAGAAGAUACCUAUUGGAAUUAUUCAAUAUUCAUUGAAACAAGGGGUUUUUUUGAAAAAAAAAUGAAAAAAAACUUACUAUUCUGAAUGUAUUAUCAAAUUCAUUAAUACAUCCCUUAUUUUUAACCUUUGUAACACAUUAUAAUUAUGGACCCAUAACUGUAGAGCCUGAUGAUGGAGUUAUUGAAAAUAAUUGUUCGCUUAAAUAUUCGUCAUUUUUUGAUUAUCUAUAUUUGUAAAGAGAAAAAAAAUUUUUCUUUUGUUUGAUUGUAAAUAACCAAUUUUUCUAUAAACUAGAACAAAUAUUUUGUAUAUGUUAAUGUAUGAUGAAUAUUGAAUUCACUGUUUAAACGUUAGCUAGAAUUGAAUAAUAUGAUAAAGUAAUAAAAGUUUAUUGUAUGCUUAUUUCUUGGAUUGUUUGUACAUGGGAAAUAAUCAAAUAGAGAUUUGAUAACUUUUAGUAAUUUAAUUUAUUAUCUUUAUCAGUGAAUAAGAAGAAGAGAAAAUAAUACAAAUCAUUUUGUAAAUUUCUAUGCAUUAUUCAUAGAAUUAUUAUUGGGUAAAAUAAGUACGUUUAUGAUAUUCAUCUUAUUGCCUUUAAUAAGUGUUUAGUUAAUAUUAAAUAAUUUAAUGAUUAAACGACGGUAAAUACUAAACAAUAGACUGUAAUAUGUAUUUUCUGAUGUUUUUAUUUAUUUAUCUGUCUUACCACUUAUUAUAAUGAAAGAAAUCAUUCAUGAAAUGAUUGUAUUUCUUCGUUAGCUAUGACCAUUGUAAAACAUCAUUAAAAAUAAUGAUAUAAAAAAUCUCAUAUACAUAGUUCCCUUUAUUAUUUUGUAAAGAGCAAGAAUAAAGAUUCUAGCAGAAUAACAUGAACUCAUUUUAUUUC